UGAUGAAAACAAAAUCCUGUGAGAUUACACACUGGUAUCCUGGAAGAUCAGUUCAUUGUUGUUUGAAUGCCACUAACAUCUACCUCUUAGGAUUAUUUUUUAAAUCCUGUAUAUCGCUCAUGCAUCAUAUUUUAACUAGAAUAUGGAAUUUAACCUCCAUGUUGUAGGACAUGAGAAUGUCACACUGGGAAAUAUUAACCAAAGUAAGAAUAUCAGGAUGCGACACAGAUUUGUGGCAGGUUAUUUUGGACUCUCAGUCAACCAAAAUGAAGUUUCAAACAGACACCGAUCCCAGCGAAGGCCACGAGACAGCUGUUUCUAUUAAUAACCUCAGACCUACCACGAGACACCCAUGCCAUGUUGUUGCCAAGCCCUGGUCCAGAUAAAUGCAAAACACACAGACAGACAGCGACAGAAGAUAUCAACAAAGCCGCAGCUACAGACGAAAACAACACGCGGAAGCGCUGAGCUGCGUCUGACCUCUGCUGCCCAUUCAACCUCGUACACCUGCUGGUGUGAAGAACCCAGGGAGAAAACAUGAAGUCCCUGCAAUUCCUCGCUGCUGAGGGCUUCUUCCAGACUGGUCCGAGCGCUCUGAAGAACCUCCACUGUGUCUCCUUUAACCUCUACCCGCUCCUCUUCAAAGCCUGCUACCUCCACGAGCAGGCUGACUUGCUGCAUGCGUUGGUCCAGUCGUGGCCUCUUCCUGUGCUUAACCUACAGAGACUUCUGGGAAAGACAGUCGACUGUGAGUUGGAUCUCACCUCCCGCACAUGCCGGAUUUGUCUGGAAGCAAUUCUGACCGGCUUGAAGGAUUAUGUGCUGUGUCCUCCGAGAAGUUAUGCCAAGACCUUGCAAAUGGUAGAUCUAACAGCCCUUAAGGACAUUGAGCACCAAGCCUGCCCGUGUCGCUCCACCCUGGGUCGAUGGUCAAGAACCCAGCUCCUGACCCGAAUGUGUUACGAGACCAUGGUGGCCAUGCAAGACGACAACGUGCCUCCGUCCGCCUUUAAAACAUCGAUCAACGUCCGUGUGAACGGCUUCAUCACCGGCCGCAACUACGAGCUGGUGGCUCAGGCCUUCCUGCUCCUUCGAGAAUGCCCUCUGAAGCUUCGUUUCGUUAAUUUCCGGGCUGAUUCUCUUGCUCUCAAGCAGCUGUUCUAUGUUCUCCGUCUAGCGGAGCCGGAGUCCAUCACUAAGCUGGAGGUGGUGCACAAUGUUCCCCUGGAGGCCCCCCACCUGGAAGUGCUGUUCUCCAGGGUAGCGUUCCCAAAGUUGCAGUCUCUGACGCUUCCAGCCGGGGCGUUGGAUGUCAGGAGGCUGGGCUCCGAUGACGAUGACUUGCUGGCCACCAUCGGCAAACUGCUCGCAAAACUGAGCGACCUCACUGAACUCAGCGUUGGCUUUUCUACUCUCACCGGACACCUACGAAAACUGCUAUAUCCUCUGCACACACCCCUGCAGUACUUGGAGUUAGCCAACUGCUGCCUGAACCGCGUGGACAUGACAUACCUGGCAAACAGCCUCCACAGUGAGGCCCUGGUUCACCUGGACAUCAGCGGACACGACAUAUUUACCUCUUUCCCCACCUGUGUCCAGAAACUGCUGAGCCGCUGUUCAGAAACUCUGGCGAGCCUGGCUCUUGAAGAGUGCAACAUAAAGGACGAGCACAUGGACACCUUCCUUCACGCUCUGGCUUGCUGCCAGAGACUGGAGGAGUUAAAAAUCAUGGGAAACCCUCUUGGCUCCGCUUCCCUGCGGAGGCUUUUCUCCACACUAUCUGCAGGGUUUCCUAGGUUAAGGUACAUAGAGCUGCCUGUGCCCUGUGAAUGCUACCCUGAUAAUGUCUCCUAUCCCCUAGAUGAUUCAGUCCUGCUGAGCUACAACAGGGAGUUGUUUCAGGAGACCAGAAGUCAGCUGAUGGGCAUCCUGGAAGGCGCUGGUAGAGGAAGUGUGGUAGUGUGCACCCCCCUCAUGGGGGCUUAUGAUCCAGAGAUUAAUGAAACCAGCAACGAGCUUGGGGUGUCCAUGCUGAAAUCUUUUAAUAGCGUUAUUGGAAGUUUUAUAGAGUCUGUAAAUGACGUGGGCAACAGGAGAUCACAGGCUGAGAAAGAUAAUUAAUCAGACUUCCAGUUGAAGAAUAAAUGGGCCGACAGAAAAUGUCUUGCACUCAAACUUUUUAUAGAAAUCUAGAUUAUUCCUGUGAAACACAUCUUCAUGCUGAGUUGAUUACAAGUAUUCUCUGUAGACAAUUUCUUGCUGUGUUCUUAGGUUACACCAGAUCAAAUGGCCUCUGUGUUCAUUUUAAUACAGCGUCAGUACUGAUUGAAAGUCAACACUGUGAAGAUAGAACUAGUAAUCUAGAUCGAUUUGGUUGUGGAUCAAUACACAAAGUCUACAUACCUCUUCAACAGGGAUCAUUUUUCCAGUACAUUAACCAAACAGAUGUGCAGUGCAGAUACAUAGCUACAUGGUGGUUAGUGACUAACAUAUUUUGCUCGCUGUAUGUAUUGUACAUGUUUUUGUGUUUAUAUUCUAGUUUAAAUGUUGUAUAUAACUACAUUUGUAAAGAGCACAACUUUGCAAUAUGUGACUGAUCCUACUGUGGCAAAAUGUAUUUAAUUUUGUUAAAACAAUAAAUCAAAUUUUCCAAACA
Molecule: messenger RNA, 2656 nt
Organism: Mugil cephalus (flathead mullet)
Lineage: Eukaryota; Metazoa; Chordata; Actinopteri; Mugiliformes; Mugilidae
Gene: lrrc14b
Product: leucine rich repeat containing 14B
Exons: 3
Coding region: 538-2121 (527 amino acids)
Biological process (GO): negative regulation of cell differentiation; positive regulation of cell population proliferation; negative regulation of DNA-templated transcription
Cellular component (GO): cytoplasm
Source: RefSeq, a predicted model, not a curated record